Arachis duranensis is the source of this 1449-nucleotide messenger RNA. RefSeq lists its product as uncharacterized. The record is from RefSeq and is a predicted model, not a curated record. The coding region runs from base 1 to 1449 and encodes 482 amino acids. The transcript is spliced from 4 exons. Lineage: Eukaryota; Viridiplantae; Streptophyta; Magnoliopsida; Fabales; Fabaceae.
AUGGCAAAUGAAGGGCGUGACACGCCAGUCUCAUGGCAUGGCAUGCUGGUAGUGUUUUCCAGAGGAGGAAUUAAAGGGCCAGUGAACUCAGGUAGAAGAGGAGGGACUUCAUCCUCUUUUGAUAGCGAACCUGAGAGAACCUUCCUUAGAUUGAGGAGGGAGGCUAGAGGCAAGGGUAUAGUUGGAGAAGAACCAGUAGAAGAAGAUCUAACAACCACCAUGGAAGACGAAGUGCACGAAGAUGUUGGAGGAGGAGCUGGAAAUCAAGCUGGGCAAGAGAGGAGAAAUAACUGCUCAUACGGAGGAGGUGCUCAAGAAGAUCCAAAUCAAUAUCUCAACACAUUCUUGAGGAUAUGCGAUACUGUAAAGUCUAAUAGUGUACACCCUGACACCUACAAACUACUUCUAUUCCCUUUCUCGCUCAGAGAUAAGACAACAAAGUGGUUAGAAUCAUUCCCGAAGGAGAGCCUAACCACAUGGGAGGAUGUUGUGAACAAAUUUCUACCAAGAUUUUACCCUCUACAGAGGAUCAACAGGCUAAGAGCUGAGGUGGAAACCUUCAGACAGCUAGAUGGUGAAACACUCUAUGAGGCCUGGGAGAGGUUUAAAGAUCUAACAAGAAAAUGCCCACUAGAUAUGUUUAAUGAGUGGGUGCAGCUCCAUAUUUUCUAUGAAGGAUUAACCUAUAAAUCGAAGAAGGCUGUGGACCACUCUUCAGGGGGUUCACUCAACAAGAAGAAGACUAUUGGGGAAGCCAUAGAUGUCAAUGAAACUGUAGUUGAGAAUGACUACUUCUAUGCUUCAGAAAGAGGCCAAAAGAAGGGGGUGCAGGAACUCAAUUCUAUGGAUGCCCUGUUGGCACAAAACAAGGCAAUUGCAGCACAAUUGGCAACCUUAACCAAGAAAAUGGGAAACAAUCAAGUUGCAGUUGUCCAAGCUCAAGCACCACCCCAAGAAGAAAAUGAACCAGAAGUUGAAUGUGAGCGAGAUAACUUUGAGAGAGUAGAGGCCACAAUAGCACAGCUAUCAUCACAGCUCAUAGGGGCCAUUUCCACCCUUUUGGAAAGGCAAGCACAAGCUAAAAGGAGGAUAGAUGCCAACCAAGAAGAAUACAGGUUGAAUUUGAAGAACCAAGGUGCAGCAAUCUCAAAACUGGAUGCACAAGUGGGGUUCUUAUCCAAGCAAAUCCCAAUGCCUACACACACAUUUUCAAGUGACACCAUGGCCAACCCAAGAGGGGAGUGCAAGACCAUCACACUUAGAAGUAGAAAAGUGGUAGAAGAGGCCACUUCAAACCAGGAGAACCACGAAGAAGAAGCUACAGAAAAGCCUGAAAAUAGGAAGAAAGAAGAGGUCCUUAGCCCAUCUUCACCAAAGCCAAUCUUGAAGCCUUAUGUGCCAAAGGCACCAUACCCACAAAGGCUAAGAAAGGAUGGGAAGGUCAGCUAG